Lepidothrix coronata (blue-crowned manakin) is the source of this 3991-nucleotide messenger RNA. RefSeq names its product adenylate cyclase 2 (gene ADCY2). The transcript is spliced from 26 exons. NCBI's taxonomy places the organism in Eukaryota, Metazoa, Chordata, Aves, Passeriformes, Pipridae. The coding region runs from base 49 to 3357 and encodes 1102 amino acids. Gene Ontology annotation, biological process: adenylate cyclase-inhibiting G protein-coupled receptor signaling pathway; intracellular signal transduction; cAMP biosynthetic process. The record is from RefSeq and is a predicted model, not a curated record. Gene Ontology annotation, cellular component: plasma membrane. Gene Ontology annotation, molecular function: adenylate cyclase activity.
GCGGCGGCGGCGGCGGCGGCGCUGAGGGAGUUGCGCGGGCUCUGCCCGAUGUGGCAAGAAGCGAUCAUGAUGAGGAGGAGACGCCGCUACCUGCUGGAGCGGGCAGAGCAGGCGGGCGGCGGCUACGGGGCGAGCGCCGAGCAGUCCCGCUCCCGGGACUGGCUCUACGAGUCCUACUACUGCAUGAGCCAGCAGCACCCGCUCAUCGUCUUCUUGCUCCUCAUCGUGAUGGGCGCCUGCCUGGCCCUCCUGGCCGUCUUCUUCGCCUCCGGGCUGGAAGUUGAAGACCAUGUGGCGUUUUUAAUAACCGUUCCAACUGCCCUAGCAAUUUUUUUUGCUAUAUUUAUCCUUGUCUGCGUAGAACCUGUAUUUAAGAAGCUGCUUCGUGUAUUUUCUCUGGUGGUCUGGGUGUGUCUUGUUGCCAUGGGAUAUCUCUUUAUGUGUUUUGGAGGAAUCAUCUGUCCCUGGGACCAGGUAUCAUUUUUCUUGUUCAUUAUUUUUGUGGUGUAUACCAUGCUGCCCUUCAACAUGAGAGACGCUAUAGUUGCCAGCGUCUUGACCUCUGCAUCUCAUACGAUUGUGCUGAGCGUCUGUCUAUCAGGUACAGCUGUUGUAAAGGAACACUUGGUUUGGCAGAUAUUGGCAAAUGUAAUAAUUUUUAUCUGCGGAAACUUGGCAGGAGCGUACCACAAACACCUCAUGGAACUUGCGCUGCAGCAGACGUAUCAGGACACAUGCAACUGCAUCAAAUCCCGUAUCAAGUUAGAAUUUGAAAAGAGGCAACAGGAGCGUCUUCUACUUUCUUUACUGCCUGCUCACAUUGCCAUGGAAAUGAAAGCAGAGAUCAUUCAGAGGUUACAAGGUCCGAAGGCGGGUCAGCUGGAAAACACCAACAACUUCCACAAUUUGUAUGUCAAAAGGCACACCAACGUAAGCAUCUUGUAUGCUGAUAUUGUGGGAUUCACUCGCUUGGCCAGUGACUGCUCACCAGGGGAAUUGGUGCACAUGCUAAAUGAGCUGUUUGGCAAGUUUGAUCAGAUUGCAAAGGAAAAUGAAUGUAUGAGAAUUAAAAUCUUAGGUGACUGCUAUUACUGUGUUUCUGGACUACCUAUAUCUCUUCAAAAUCAUGCCAAGAAUUGUGUGAAAAUGGGACUGGACAUGUGUGAAGCCAUUAAGAAAGUGAGAGAUGCAACUGGAGUUGAUAUUAAUAUGCGCGUGGGAGUGCACUCCGGGAAUGUGCUGUGCGGCGUUAUUGGGCUGCAGAAGUGGCAGUACGAUGUGUGGUCACACGAUGUUACUCUGGCCAAUCACAUGGAAGCUGGAGGAGUCCCAGGCCGUGUUCACAUCACGUCAGUCACCUUGGCACAUUUGAAUGGAGCUUACAAAGUGGAAGAUGGGGAUGGAGAUGUGAGGGACCCAUAUCUGAAAGAGCAUAAUGUUAAGACCUACUUUGUAAUCAAUCCUAAGGGAGAAAAGCGAAGCCCACAGCACCACAUUCGACCUCGACACACUCUUGAUGGAGCCAAAAUGAGAGCUUCUGUCCGCAUGACCCGGUACCUGGAAUCUUGGGGAGCAGCCAAGCCAUUUGCACACUUGCACCACAGGGACAGCAUGACCACUGAAAAUGGCAAGAUAAGCACAACAGAUGUUCCCAUGGGACAGUAUCAUUUUCAGAGAUGCAGAGAGAGAACAAAAUCACAGAAAAGAAGGUUUGAGGAGGAACUGAAUGAGAGAAUGAUCCAGGCCAUUGAUGGAAUCAAUGCUCAAAAGCAAUGGCUUAAAUCUGAAGACAUUCAAAGAAUAUCACUUCUUUUCUAUAAUAAGACUCUGGAAAAAGAAUACCGAGCAACUACUCUACCUGCAUUUAAGUAUUAUGUGACUUGUGCCUGUCUCAUAUUCUUCUGCAUUUUUGUUGUACAGAUUCUGGUUUUGCCAAAAACAUCUAUUCUCGGAAUUUCAUUUGGGGCUGCAUUUCUCUUCCUUUCCUUCAUUUUGUUUGUCUGUUUUGCUGGACAGCUUUUGCAAUGUAGCAAGAAAGCAUCAACUUCAUUGUUGUGGAUCCUGAAAUCAUCUGGAAUAAUUGCAAACCGUCCUUGGCCAAGGAUCACUCUUACAUUGACAACCACUGCUAUAAUAUUAACCAUGGCUGUAUUCAACAUGUUUUUCCUGGAUAGUGCUGUGAUAGCUUUUCCCUCAGUUCUUAAUUCAUCAAAUGCAAGUUUUCCUAAUUCAAGUAAUCAUACACGGUGGUGUAUACAAAACAACUGUUUUUUCCUACCGUUGAACAUAACAAGCUGUAUAUUGCACCUCUUUGCCUGUUCUGUUUUCCUGAGGAUAAAUUAUGAGUUGAAAAUGGUAAUAAUGUUGGUUGCAUUGGUGGGCUACAAUGUUAUCCUUCUGCACACUCAUGGGCCCAUGCUGGAUGACUACAGCAAAUUUAUGUAUGCAAUGGCACCUCUUAGAAGGCCAGGAAUACUGAAAGACCUGAAGACAAUGGGCUCAAUUUCCUUGUUCAUAUUCUUUAUCACGUUACUGGUUUUGGGUAGACAGAAUGAAUAUUACUGUAGGUUAGACUUCCUGUGGAAGAACAAGUUCAAAAAAGAGCGGGAGGAGAUUGAAACCAUGGAGAACUUAAAUCGGGUGCUUCUGGAGAAUGUGCUUCCAGCCCACGUAGCUGAACACUUCUUGGCAAGAAACCUGAAGAAUGAGGAUCUAUAUCAUCAGUCAUAUGACUGCGUCUGUGUCAUGUUUGCCUCUGUUCCGGAUUUCAAGGAAUUUUACACAGAAUCUGAUGUAAAUAAGGAAGGCUUGGAGUGUCUCAGGCUUCUGAAUGAGAUCAUUGCUGACUUUGAUGAUUUAUUGUCAAAGCCAAAGUUCAGUGGAGUUGAAAAGAUAAAGACCAUUGGAAGUACUUACAUGGCAGCAACAGGACUGAGUGCUACACCCAACCAAGAACAGUGUCAGGAACCUGAACGACAGUAUAUGCACAUAGGAACCAUGGUGGAGUUCGCAUUUGCCUUGGUGGCAAAACUGGAUGUCAUAAACAAACAUUCUUUCAAUGACUUCAAGUUACGAGUAGGUAUAAACCAUGGACCUGUAAUAGCUGGAGUAAUUGGAGCUCAAAAACCACAAUAUGAUAUAUGGGGCAAUACAGUAAAUGUGGCCAGCAGGAUGGACAGCACUGGUGUCUUAGAUAAAAUACAGGUUACAGAGGAGACGAACAAUGUCCUGCAAACAUUGGGAUACAUGAGCACUUGCAGAGGAAUAAUAAAUGUAAAAGGAAAAGGAGAAUUGAAGACAUACUUUGUACAUACUGAAAUGACAAGAUCCCUUUCACAAGGGAACGUGGCAUCUUGAAGAUGCUUGUACGUGUCAUCAAUACCAUAUUUUCAGGAAAGUAUCACGCACGUUUUAACUACAUUUUGGCCCUUAACAUGCGUGCUAUUUUCUGGUAUGUGGCACUUAUUUUAAUAUGGCUGCAGAAUAGUCCCAUGAGCCAUCAUUUUGCACCUUGAUAUUCCUAUGUUCAAGGACAGUUGCGGUGUACGCUAUAGGACUGGAAGAUUGUACUGCUACUUGCACUGUUAUUCAAGACAAGAAAAGAAGGAAUAGGAGUCAAAAGGAGGUAAUGCAUCCUGAAAGGACUGAGAGAGAUGUUAGUGACAAAUGCGGGGAAAAAAGGCAAUAAAGCUAGGGGUGCAUACUAUUUUCUGAUGCAUGGUGUUUUCUGGAAAAUACAGUCGCUCCCCAAUAGCAUCCACUAAUCUGGUAUUAAAGUAUACAGUAUUUGUAAAUAAGUUUACUCUGUCCAUGAUUUGGAUGUGAUCAGUUGCAUCUCAUAGCCAGGGACACGUUGGGUGGCUUGCUGGCAUUCUUUCUGAAGAGAGAACUAACAAUGCUGGAAUAGUUUUGUACAAACGUGUCAAAUGUUUUGAAGCUAUUGUCUUUUGUAAGGUUAAUUCAUUAAAAGUUUAUAUGUAAUUUGUCUUAC